AUGAACUAUGAAACGUCCACCAGAGGCAGAGGUCGUGGUCGUGGACGCGGAAGAGGAAGUUGGAUAUCAAAUGAAGGUCGUUAUAAAUCCAACGUCCAGUGCCAUAAUUGCUCGAAGUACGGGCAUUAUGCAUCGGAAUGUUGGAGUCCGCCUAAAGAAGUGGAGGAGACGGCAAACAACGUGCAAGAAGAAGAAAUCAAAGGCACAUUGAUGUUGUCACAUCAAGGAGACGAGAAGCCGAAAGACAACAUGUGGUAUCUGGAUAAUGCAGCAAGCAACCACAUGUGCGGUAAAAGAAGCAUGUUCGUGGAUAUGGAUGAAUCGGUGAAAGGAAAUGUUGUAUUUGGAGACUCCUCGAAGGUUCCUAUCAAAGGAAGAGGAACUAUACUCAUCCGGUUAAAGAAUGGCUCACAGCAAUGUAUCAAUGAUGUGUACUAUGUCCCAGACAUGACUAGUAACAUCCUGAGUUUGGGGCAGCUGAUGGAGAAGAAUUAUGAAUUCCAUAUGGUGAAUCGUCAAUUAGAGCUGCUAAAUGAGAAAAAGCAGUUGUUGGCCAAAGUCCCAAUGUCAAGAAACAGAAUGUUCACCCUGAACAUUCAGACUGAAAUGGCGAAGUGUUUGAAAGCAUGCGUGAAGGACACUACAUGGUUGUGGCAUAUGAGGUAUGGCCAUCUGAAUUUUGGAGGCCUAAAGUUACUCGGUCAGAAGAAGAUGGUGCAUGGUCUGCCCGUUAUUAAUCAUCCUAACCAACUGUGUGAAGGAUGCUUGGUUGGAAAGCAAUUCAGGGCAAGUUUCCCAAAAGAGUCCCUGUCACGAGCUAAAGCACCACUUGAGCUCGUCCAUGCAGAUCUCUGUGGACCGAUCACCCCAACAUCGUUCGGAAAGAACAAAUACUUCCUAUUGUUCAUUGACGACUACAGUAGAAAGACAUGGGUUUACUUCUUGAAGCAGAAGUCAGACACAUUUGAAGCUUUCAAGAAGUUCAAGAUGCUCGUGGAGAAUGAAAGUGGCCGCUACAUCAAAGCCAUGAGAUCAGAUAGAGGUGGAGAAUUUAUGCUCAAGAAGUUCAGAAGGUUCUGUGAAUAUCAAGGAAUUCGCAGGUUUCUCACAGUCCCAAGAUCCCCACAGCAAAAUGGAGUUGUUGAGAGGAAGAACAGAACUGUCCUCAACAUGGCGAGAAGCAUGAUGAAGAGCAAGAACCUGCCAAAGGAGCUAUGGGCUGAAAUUGUUGAUUGUGCAGUCUACCUGCUGAACGGGUCACCAACAAAGAGUGUUUGGAAUCAAACACCCCAAGAAGCAUGGAGCGGAAGGAAACCCACAAUCUCUCACCUCCGAGUCUUCGGAAGUGUCGGAUAUGUGCACGUACCGGAUAAAGAAAGGAAGAAGUUGGAUGACAAAAGCAAGAAGUACAUAUUCCUGGGAUACUCAGAACACUCAAAAGGUUACAAAAUGUUUGAUCCCGUGGAAGAGAAGUUGAUCAUCAGCAGAGAUGUAGUAGUUGAUGAAGAAGCAACAUGGGACUGGACUGCUGAAGCAAAGAAGAAUUACACUUUUUAUCCAUUCACUAUGGAUGAAAGUGAUGAUGAACCAGAUGCAACUACACCUGUGACAAAUCCACCCAGUCACAGAGAACCUGCCAGCCCAGAAGGAGAAUCAAGUGAAAGUCCAAAAGAGAGGCCACAGAAGUACAGACGUCUUGAAGAUCUAUAUGAGGAAACUACAGCAAUUGAAGGUGAUGAAUUGACACUCUACUGUCAUUUCAUUGAUGAUGAACCAGUGGAUGCUGAAGAAGCCAUGAAGGAUGAAAAAUGGAAGAAAGCUAUGGAUGAAGAAAUUGGAGCAAUUGUGAAGAACAAGACUUGGGAGCUUGUGUCGCUACCUGAGAACCAGAAGCCCAUCGGUGUGAAGUGGGUAUUCAAGGCCAAGAAAAAUGCUAAAGGAGAAGUCGUCAGACACAAAGCAAGGUUGGUGGCAAAAGGAUACAGUCAGAGACCAGGCAUUGACUACAAUGAAGUAUUUGCUCCCGUGGCGAGAAUGGAGAGUAUCAGGAUGGUGAUAUCUCUCGCUGCUCAAAAUGGAUGGAAGAUACACCAGAUGGAUGUGAAGUCAGCUUUUCUCAAUGGAUAUCUCGAGGAAGAUAUCUAUAUUGAGCAACCCCCUGGAUAUAUCAUUGAAGGUCAAGAAGAUAAGGUGUUGAAGCUGAAAAAGGCACUAUAUGGUUUGAAACAAGCACCGAGAGCUUGGAAUAGCAGGAUUGACAAGUACUUUCAGCAGAACGGAUUCAGCAAAUGCCCACAUGAGCAUGCACUAUACUGCAAGGUACAAGGGGGAGCAAUCUUGAUGGUUUGCCUAUAUGUAGACGAUCUCGUCUUCACAGGAAACGAUCCUAAGAUGUUUGAAGAGUUCAAGAAGACGAUGGUUCGUGAGUUCGAGAUGACAAACAUCGGACUAAUGUCAUACUAUCUUGGAAUUGAAGUAACUCAAAAGGAGGAAGGAAUUUUUAUCUCACAGAGUGGCUUCGCAAAGGAGGUCCUGAAGAAGUUUAAGAUGGAGAGCUGUAAUCCUGUGAGCACACCAGCAGAGUGCGGACUAAAGUUAUCCAAGGAUGGUAAAGGAGAAAAGGUCAACUCAACGGAGUUUAGAAGCCUGGUGGGAAGUCUGAGAUACCUGACUUGUACCAGACCAGAUAUUCUCUACGCAGUUGGAUUAGUCAGUAGAUACAUGGAGGCACCGACAAUGUCACACUGGAAUGCUGCCAAGAGAAUAUUGCGCUACAUUAAAGGUACAAUUGAUCAUGGUCUAUUUUAUACUAAGUCAGAAAAAUUCAAGUUGGUUGGAUACUGCGAUAGUGAUUGGGCAGGAGACGUGGAUGAUCGCAAAAGCACUAUAGGAUUCGUAUUUUUACUGGGAGAUACAGCUUUCACAUGGAGUUCAAAGAAGCAAGCUAUCGUGACACUGUCAACUUGUGAAGCUGAGUAUGUUGCUGCGACAUCGUGUGCGUGUCAUGCAAUAUGGCUGAGAAUGUUGCUGAAGGAGUUUAACAUAUCACAAGAAGAGUAA
This is a messenger RNA of Linum trigynum, 3060 nucleotides long. The record is from the annotation of a GenBank genome assembly. NCBI's taxonomy places the organism in Eukaryota, Viridiplantae, Streptophyta, Magnoliopsida, Malpighiales, Linaceae.